AUGGAUUUUGUCAAUAUUCUUCUCCUAGGCGUUGUCCUAUUUCCAAACUAUUCAAGGCACCAUCUUAUUUUUUGAUGAUAUUUUUAAGGACGCAACAGUUGGGAUCAACAAGUUCCCAGCUAGUUCUCCCUAAGUCGAUCAAGGAUUACACUUAUUUCAAUGUUUCUGGGUGCUCCGUCUUCUUCGCCCAAAAGGUUGAGCUUAUAGUAGACAAAAAUGGAACCCUUUCAAGCUUUACUCUUCCUCCAAAUCAGAAAUAUUUAUCCAACAGUUCGUGCUCAGUAAGUGGUACGAGCAAACUUUCGUUUGAGUGGAAUUCUCUGCCCAGUCCGAGCCACUUUAAGUCCGUUAGCUUGUCGUAAGUUCCCAUUCACUAGCUCAUCGCCUGUAAGGUUGGUGUUCCAAUUGCUUGGAAACAGUAUGUGGAAUCUGAAAUCUGGGUUUAUAUUCUUGGACGGUGCGAUGCACAAUCUGUCUCUUACAAUACCAUACACUCCUAAAUCAUACGGAUUCAAGUGCACAAAAAUGGACCCCGCCUCCGCUGUUGGGUCUACACCUCCGGCGCAAAUCGUAUUUACUGGCUUGCAGGUAAGGUUGGUGCUAUGGGGUUAUCUUAAAUACUUCAAGGUAUGUUUUCAUGACUGCUGGUUUUCUCCUCUGUAUCCGACUUUUGAAACCCAACUUCUCACAGUACCGAUUACCAACUGUUGUUCGCCUUCCUCCGUCUUCGUGGUUGUAGAUCCACCCGGGAGCCGUCUAUUUUUUCAAAUUUAUUUAACAAAUGACACUCAUGCUUACUUAACUAAAUAUGCUAGGUGCCCCCCCCCCCCUUUAUCUUUUUUGCGAGAUCAGUCUUUGGAGACAGUGUCACCGUUGUGCAUGACUAUGUCUACCGUGUGCCCCACGGCCCGAUGGGCGCGGAUGGUGACUUGCUCACGAAUUGUUUUCUCGUGAUAACUGGUUUGCGCAGCAUCUGCUGCCCCCUCUUCUCCCUCGUCAGCCGGGUCUGGUGGCAAAACAAAGUCAGGGCCACCGAAGGCGGGCUCGGGCGCAUCUACUGACAAAACUAAAAAGCCGUUACAAGCGAAGAUACGAGUCCGAGGAACUAGUUGAAAGUAGGAGCGAUCGCUGGAAUAAGGGCUUUAUUAACCUAUUAUUUCGUAUUCUCGCUCGAACUCAUCAUUAGAGACGGUGACAGAAACGUUUCUGUCACUGUUUUAUCCUUACCCUCAUUUCGCCAGCCAGUCACUACACGUACACAUGGGACUGACUGCGCGGACCUAGUUAUCUUAUCAGUUGUCAGCCUUCCAACCCCUGACUUUUAGCGCACAGCUGUAGUUUAAAAGCGCGUCAGAUUUAGCAUAAUGAGGAAUGAGCUGAAGUGCUGUGUGCACGGGGCCUCCGGAGUCGGCCUCACUUUCCCUUCCCUCUCCAGUGACCAGUUGGCUGUCUGAGCCUGUUUGCCAUCUGGCGUUCGGGUGUGGCGCACUGGCUGACAGCUACAGCAGCUUGCCUGCAUGUGUGACACACGAUCUGAUCAGACACUGGGUUGCGUUACAGAGCAUGUCCCCCACUGGCGUGAGAGAUGCAUGUUCCGUUCCUGAUAGGAUCGAGCGCAUGGACUGACAGCUACGCUAGUUAAUCUACGUGCGCCACACAUGACCUGGUUACCAAGUCAUGCGUUUGGGUACAACAAGGAACGUGCCUCCGACUUGCCUGAGAGGUGCGUGUUUUGUUCAGGUGGUAGGUGAUAUGAGGCUGGUUUGUGGUAUGGGAAUGUGUGGGCUGAGGGGAAAUGACUGGACGGGGUGCGCUAAUGGGGCUUGAACCGCGGUUUUUUACCGCAAAUUUUCAUGGAGGCGCAUAUUGCCGAGUAGGCUCAUGCGGGGACUGAAUAUCCGUUGGCAGUGCGAGCAGCUGAGGUGGGUGCGACGUGUGUGUUAGGGCUCCUAUUCGCCAUUUUGUGUUUUGGAUUCGCAAGUGGCUGACCGGGUCAUUGCGUGAUAUGAAGGCGAGGUUGCAAGGAACCGGUUGGGAUCGAGCCUGCAUUGUAGGUAGGGGGGCGGUCGUGGUAACAGUGGUCGAGGUUGUGCUGUGUGACAGGGCGCCAGGAGUGUUUUGCUUGAUGGUUGUGCUCUUCGUCACCGUCGACUCAGGGCCUGUGUUAUUGGCGGCGGUGGUGGUGGGCAACCGAGCAUCGGGAGUCUGCUUGCCAAUAGCGGUCGACGUCGUUAGGACAGAGGCGGUUUUUGAGAUGGGGAGGUGCUGCGUUGGUAGCGCAUCGGGUCCAGAGAUUUUUCGACGAGGCCGUUCAGUUGGCAUCGUGCGUAUGAUGGAAGGGGUGGUUGUUGGAAUUUUUGGUCUGUGAGAUUCGGGACUUGCUAUUCACCACUUUUGCUUUGGCAGUGGAGACCUGGCUGGCCUCGUAGAUUGUUGCACUAGCGUUUGCGGCUGUUCUUCAGGCCCGUCGAUCCUUGGCACGCUCCGCCCAGGUGCCCGGGUCUAUUUGUAGGUUAUUGAUGGAAAUUUUCAGUGUUCUUGUAACGUCUUCUCGUUCCUACCUAUCGACAAGCACGCGCGGUGACUUUGCUGUAGAAUAAUCACCUGGGUAGGCGCCCGUCGUCCAACCCCAUGACGUGGUUAUCUAUCGUAGUUCGAUUUGCCACUACAUGGCGUGGACGCUGCGGAUGCUGGUUCGUUCCAGGACUUCCGUAUCUGUGAUUCUGCCCUGCCGCAUCAACCUUCGUAUUCUCCGGAGGCAGCUGUGGUGGAAGUGGUUGAGGCUCCUUGCCUCGUUCUUGUACACUGUCCAGGUUUCUGCCACGUACAGUAGCAUUGUCAGGAUAACGGCUCGGCACAUCUUCUGUUUCGUGUUGAGUUAGAGUUCGCAGUGAUUCCAAACUGAGUCCUGUAGCUGGCCGAAUGCCUGGCUGAGUUUGGAAACUCCAUGGGCCACUUCGUCGAUCUCGACAUUCCUUGAAAUUGUACUUCUGGAGAAUGCAAGUUUGUCCACCGAUAAAUGUUGUGUUCUAUUGACAUAGAUAUGGGAUCAGUGCGACUCCGUUUUGGGCGCCGGUUGGCGCAUGGCCGUGUUGCUUGUCCAUUCGAAGUUGAAGCAACCGGAGGCGAGGAGGCCUACACUCCGCUGUAUGUCAUCUUCCGUUGUGAUGUCAAAUGUGCAUUCGUCUGCGAACGGUAGGUUGUGAGUAAGGGUUAGUAAAGCGAUUUCCAGUGUCACCUGCGAAGUAGGCAGUUGCGGACCAGUAGCAGUGUUAGUUGUGUGCCGAUGGCUGCCUGGAGUGACUUCCCUAUAAAAUACACCAGGAAAUGAUGAGCGUGAGCCCUAGUUAAAUAAUUUAUUCAGCCUCUGGUACCCUUAGGACUGGGCCUCCGCUCAACGGACGAGUUGAGGACCAAGGAAGCCGAAUUGCACCAAAUCCCAUGAGUCUCUUUUCUACAAGUUUAUCAACUCCAGACCUUGACCCGUACCGCGAUGUGCAUGUUCCUUUGAGUGACCGAGCCAAAGUUUCACUUGUGUGCUGUGUCGAGGGUUAUACUUGUGCGUCCUUGUAUUGUUGUUGUCAACUCUGCAGUCGCUGCGGUCUACGUCCAACGCCGAAAGUUGAUAGGGUACAGAGAAAGGACAUUUAUGACCAACUUCAGACUGAUGUCAGACCGGCCCGUACGCGCCACUUUCUGUCACUUGCGAUAGUUCGGUAUGUCAAGACGGGAGGGGGGAUGUGAUAUCCAUUAAGCGGGCCCUCGGCCAUUACGCAGUACGCCUACAUAAUAAGUCUUGUCAGUUUUUUGUAAUCAGGACGGCCACAAGCACACAAGUAAGAUAGUACGAACAAAUUGGGUCGCAGUAAUCACUGCAGUAUUCUAGCAUUGGGCUUUAUUCCUUUUACACCUGAAGUACGAGAAGCAGAGCAGUGAUUAAUGAGAUAGAACUGGAUCGAGGCAGUAAGUUAGCAUGACAGUUUCACUGCGCUGAGUCGUGCGAUCAUUGCAAAUACUUCUAACCGACGCCCCAGGAGACAUCUGUUCACUUAAUUAUCAGUGAUGGGUAUGCAGUGCUGAACCCUCUGGUGUGCCGGCAUCAGUCGGGAAAAUGGCGUUGAGCACACUCUUGUGUGGACUUCGCUACGUGCGUGCGACAAACUGUGAUGUCUAAGUCCUUAUGGAUUCUUGCUUGUUCGCCUCCAACCGCUUCGCCACGCUGAGUGGACAACCACUUUUAAGUCCUUAUCGUUAAGAAGCAAGUCACUUAAACUGAAGCAUACUCAUCGGCCUGCCUCGCAGAAGGCUUUAGUUCACAACAGGCGGCGCCUCAAAGAGCGGGUCUCCGGUGAAAAGACAGAACUGGUUUGUAUUGCAAGGACUACCCGAUUUUGGACCGGAUCGAGCUUCAAGAACCAGUAUUAUAUGAUCACGCGCCCUACGUAGCAGGACAAAAACAUAUUUUGGAGUUGAACUGUAUGAGAUCGCAAAAACCCUCAGUAAAUGACAAUAUAGGGAGGACGUAUCCGAUUCCAAAAUUGAGUUAAUCCUCUAAGUCACCCGCCUACCCUGCUGAUCAGAGUCCAUAACGCAUCGGCAGCGUCAGUUUUAGAAAAAAACUCCCCGACUGAAGAAUUUUGUUCAGCUUCUGAGCCUGUCCGGCCUGGCUCACCCGACUGCUGUCCAGUUAAAAGACGCCUUGGUGUCCGAGUAUGAUCGUAACUGCAGCCGAAGUCUGCGGAGGAGAUCCAUCCGGAGUUAACGAGGCCGAAAAACCGCAAAGCGUCUGGUGAGGGCUGCCCUCCUGCUGAAAUCUAUGGUUGGCGUUGAACGGUACAGCUAAACGACUUGACCAGGAUCUAGGAAGCAGAGGCCGUUCCCACGGAAUAGAGCCGCACUACGGACAAAUCGAUCUUUACGGAAGGCAACAUACCAUGGCGCUAGAACAGCCACAGCGUGGGUCUUCACAAAAUUGCUGUGGAGGUCUUAGCCGUCGUCCUCAUCAGUCGCUUAUCCUUGUACCUUGGCUCGCGGAGAAGUAGUCACUGCAGUAUUCAAUCAGGCGGAUGUUUUAAUCGGCACCUCUUUCUUCGACAAACUGUUGAGCACGGUUUCCUUUAAGAACAGCUGACACGUAUGUUUCUUGGACUUCGCCACUGCAGUUGACUCCAUUCAUGCAGAUCCUCUGUGGUCGGUCAUACUGCAUACUGGAAAGUCACAGGUCUUCCGAUUAACUCAAACCUGCUAUCACAAAACAAGGAUCGAAGUCCAUUUGAACUUCGGUCUGCGCACUACGGAUGUGAGUUACGCCGGUGACGUGGUCCUGAAGAUGAUUCAGGCAACAUAAGUGCCUGAGUUAAUUCUUCUACCUCAGGCCCUUCCUGGUCGGGGAAAUGGUGAGGUUCUUAAGCCAAUGUACAGCUUAUGCUACGUUGGGCCGAGCUUUUUGGCAGGUGGACAGCAUAAAGGUGAAAUCAGCCUUCGAAUAAUUAGACGCCCACGGUGUUUGUCCAACUAUACCAAGACCUGUGGACCCUGCGUUAGACUAGUAUACAGACCAAACUACAAGUAUGCGAGGCUUUUGUGAGGACGGUUCUUCUCUGUAGAGGUGUGUGCUCCAAAUAUAUAGUUUAUCUGUAAGUAUUCGACCGACGGUACUUGCGUUCUCCGUAAGGUGCUUCAUAUCCCAUCUCUAUCAGCUAGUCAGGAACAGAGCCUAUCAACAGUGCCCUCACCGCUUACCGACUGAGAUGAUUCGACCAUAUGCACCACCUAUUUUACGAUAAAAUUGUUUAGGAUGUCAUUUUUUCCUGGUUGGUGACGACGUAAAGGUGGCUAACUGGCCGUAUAGACUCGGUAAAAACUAACUCUGAUUGCAUGUCUGGCCCAAUGGUCUCUGGUCUGAGGGACCGGAAUGCCUGCCGGCUCAACUCCGCUGUCACCCUACUCAAAUGGAGGACGAACAUUCGUGAUGUGGUUGAUCAGGAACAUGAAGCCGGCGGAAUCAAUCCUAGUUAACGCUGUUACUAGUAUAAGAAUGCGAGAGUGCAACCACCCUUAAAAAUCCCGAACUGUGACAGCGGCGGCUUACUGAACAGGUAAACAUGUCGAGGGGCAUUUUAACGGCGAUUCCAUAUACGUAGUUUAUUUUUCGACAGAAAAGUAACUCCGUUGACCCGGGAUGGAUUAAGGUAAAAGACCCUGUUAGCCUUCAUUACGUUUGACUAACCCCGUUACAGGAUCGGAAUAAAUGUGGAUACCCAAGAUGGCUCGUGGAAGGCAGACCUGGCCCUUCUACAGAUACAAUUUAUUGCAUAACCUCCUUUUUGUCAACAGGCGUCAAGGCCAUACGGAUUGCUACACGCAACCAAACUAUUUUCAAAAAUUACCCCUAAAUACCUGAGUUAGGCAUGGCCAACUCCCGAAUAUUUCAGGCUCUUCUAAAAGAUAUUUCAGUCACUGUCAGUGGUUACGAAAUUGUUUCUCGUCCGUCGGACUGCGACCUAUUUUCGCUGGAUUGGACGACACUAGUGCCAUCUUCAAGCAUUACCUAAGGCACUGAACGCAGAGCAGACGAGGCUUGCUAUUUCACUUUACCUUACAGGGGAGCGGAUGAAGAAGCGAAAAAGUGUCUUGCAACCGGUGCUAUAACCUCUCUCGGUUUCCCACAUCAAAUUGAUUCUUAAGCUCAGUGUACAUUGCCACUCGGCGGGAGAUUUUUCCACGGACAGAAAACCGGACAUCUGUACACAGUAAAUCUCCCUAAGCCCACAGGCAUCCAAAAAGGGAAACCUGCCCGACCAUUUAGGCCACGCGGUUCAGACCGACAUAGUCAUUGUGUCUUUGAGGGUCACUGGUCGUCUCUUGCGUUUACUACUUGGCGUGACCGUGGAUGGCUUCAUCUUUGUAAUAAUCAAACAUUUUAGCCGAAACACUCAACGCAACUCUCAAAAGAAUAAAUUGAAGUAGUUGGCGUCGAACAAAAUCCGCAAAAAUGUCAACGUAACAGCUGAGGCCCUGCAAGUUCUAUUAUGAAAGGUAGCAGUGCAAAAGAACCAUCAAAAAUUAUAAGACUGGGUUACACCUAUGCGGACGUCUUCUGGAAGAGUUCCAAAGGACGGCGUGGGAUGGUUGGAACCUAAAAGCACGCCAAACCAGCUGUUAUAGGAAAGAGUUCCUUUCUGAUCAUCAUGUUCUUACACAACCCAAGCCCUCCCUAUGUAGCUGGAGAUCGGAAUUAACCGGGAUGACUAAUAACAUCAUCAUUGGUAUAUUCAACACAAGUUACUGGACGACUUUUUGUCAUCACUAUGGUUCGAAAAGAGGUGGGGGGCCGAAUGGCGCCUCUUAGUACUCUGGUUAUUGCAAGAGUAAAUUUUUCGUCACCUGAUUGGGCAGGUUAUGUUAGGGAAGGAAAACGAUCUACGAACCAAAAUGCAGUGUGGUACAUGUUACCACGCCGUUGCGCGAAUAUAAUGAAUGCAGGUCCACGGUAAUGGUUUGAGAACUUUUAUGACAUGACAUCGCGCGCCAGCUGCGUUUCUUAAAAAGCGCCUUUCUGUAGCUUCCUUAGCCCGAGUAGAAGCUCUAUAACUCAGCAUAAGGCUGCUUACUGGUCGCUCCAGCUCGUUCUACAUCCUUGGCGCAUCGCAGCCAUCCUGAGUACUAGCCUGGUCCUGAAAGGCUUUCUUUGUCCGCCUUUGAACUAAGAUGGGAGAUCUCUCUCAGGUCUAUUGCAAUCUCACGUUCGAUACAACCUUCCACAUCGUCAUCCGGAACGAUUCAGUGGAAAGUCUCGACUGUCAGACCGCUCACCCACUAUAUAUCUGAAGGGGUUCUGUCAACACCGCGGUACCCUAGUUUAUAUUUGCCAAGCGGGUAUAUUAAUUCCUCAGCAUGGCCUUAUGGGAGACAACACAGAUCAAAAGUACAUACAACUCGGUGGUCGACCAGUUGCAGGCCGUUACUCAUGCUUACCAUUUCGUUAUACCGUAUAUGCUGUGCGUCGUGAGUGGAUCCACGGUGAAAAUUAAAUUUUUUAACUUUCCUGGAAUUCAAAAAGAACUAGCAUGGUUACAGGGCGACAAAAUCACGUGAAGGAAGCCUAUAUGGACUUAUUUCGUUGUAUAGUCUUGCCACCUUCCAAGAAAAAAAACGGCAUAACUUUGUAUCCACCUGGUUUAAGCAAAACAGUAGAUGAAUCGUGACUGAGCUCCUGCCACACCACCUACUGUGAUGCUUUAUCCGAUUGUAAACUUCCGGAUGACCGAGAAGCUGGCGCGGUUCGCUCGGCUCCGUCCUAGCUCACCUCCUCGCCUUUUCUCUAGGUCCAGCCUUUUGAUGCCGUUGAUGGGCGCUUCGGGGACGCCAACGACUGUGUUGGUUUCUUCACUGCCGGCAUAAUUUCCAACCUACUGAUUGUUUUCCUCCUGCUUGGAAUCUUUUCCUAUGGACUUUCUAUGGUAAUGGGCAUCCAAACCAACGACGCCUUCGACGACCCCAAGUCCAAAAUGUUGCAGAUCGGAAGUACCACGGACUAG
This is a messenger RNA of Spirometra erinaceieuropaei, 8540 nucleotides long. NCBI's taxonomy places the organism in Eukaryota, Metazoa, Platyhelminthes, Cestoda, Diphyllobothriidea, Diphyllobothriidae. The record is from the annotation of a GenBank genome assembly.